Messenger RNA from Sphaeroforma arctica JP610, 798 nucleotides. RefSeq lists its product as hypothetical. Lineage: Eukaryota; Ichthyosporea; Ichthyophonida. The transcript has 3 exons. The record is from RefSeq and is a predicted model, not a curated record. Bases 153 to 638 code for a protein of 161 amino acids.
GGGUAUGCACGAACCAGCACUGUCCAGCAGUCGCCAGUCCAGCAGUGAGAAGUCAGAGUACUGAGACACAAAUAGUGAAAAUAUACAACAACAUACAAAAGUCAAACACAUACAUUGCACGAGUUCAUUGAUUCGCAUCUCAGCAAUUCAAAAUGACGAAAGCUUUUACGAUUAGAAGUUCUAUAAUAGCGGCGAUUGCUAUUUUAUGCAUGAUAUCGCCAGCUAUAUCUAUCGCAGUCCGGGAUACAGAGGAUGAUACCUCGGCGUCAGAAGUUGCCGAGAUUGAGACCGAUUCCGCCGAUCUCGAAAUCAAUUCUGCAGAUGCGACGGACGUUGAAAUCGCAUCAGACAUGGAGACAAUGCCAGCGAUAUUUACUGAGGAACAAGUUGUUCAAGCUCGUGCGGAAGGCAUCGAUCUUUGCACGUAUUUUGGGGGUAUCUCGUUUUUCGGACAUGAAGACCACAAUGAGGUCUGCUGUAGUAAAUCCUGUGGCGAGUGCGGUGCCGGAGGGUGUGGUGAUAGAGACGGCGGUUAUGACAGUUGUUGUAUAAGUGGUAUUAUAAUUGCGGAAAAGGUAUGCGCCGAUGGGCAAGAUGCACCAUGCGUACUCCCGGGUUUACCUUUAUCGCCCUUCUAAAUUCCGAGCAAGAGAACUUAUUUUGAGCCUAUUCCAUGGGCAAAGACACAAAGAAAUAAUUAGUCAUCAGUAUUUCACUACGUACCUCUAUAACAUAACAAUAAAUCGCCGCACGGGCAAGCUGCCACGGCUUCCAUCCUUCAAUCGUGUCAUAUCUUCA